ACUUCCGCUUCCGGGUCGCGACUAAGCUUGGGGGGAAGUGAGGAGGGGGAGGGAAAUACUCGUUUGUAGCCGGAGGUGCCGCCGCUGCUGUCGCCAUAGUCCUCGUUCUUCGUCCUCGCUAUGCCCAAAGGAGGUAGGAAAGGGGGCCACAAAGGCCGAGCGCGGCAGUACACAAGCCCUGAGGAGAUCGAUGCCCAGCUCCAAGCAGAGAAGCAGAAAGCCAAGGAGGAGGAGGAAGAGCAAGAGGAAGGAGGUGAUGGGGCAACAGGCGAACUCAAAAAGAAGGAGAAAUCGCUAGAUUCAGACGAGAGUGAGGAGGAGGAGGAGGAUGAAGACUACCAGCCAAAGCACAAGGGAGUGGAAGGCAUGAUAGACAUAGAGAAUCCCAAUCGCGUUGUACCAACAGCCAAAAAAGUCACUCAGAUAGACAUGGAGAGCCCCAGGGAAUUGUCACGGCGAGAACGAGAAGAAAUUGAAAAACAGAAAGCAAAAGAGAGGUACAUGAAGAUGCACCUCGCUGGCAAAACAGAGCAGGCGAAGGCAGAUCUCGCCCGGCUAGCCAUCAUCCGGAAACAGAGGGAAGAGGCGGCAAAAAAGAAAGAGGAAGAAAGGAAAGCUAAAGACGAAGCAGCUUCAGCAGGCAAAAGAUUGCAGUCCCUGUCCCUUAGCAAGUAAGCGCAGGCCACACGAGAGGAGGGAAUUUCCCAGGAUCUGUGCCUGUCUGCCGCCUGCCGGGCAGUCUUGACGCAUCAACAUACCCGAGAGGCAGCGUGGAGAGCACGGCAACAAUCGGCGUCAUCUUCACUUCUAAGAGACACUGACAGCAGUGUGUUUGUCUUCAUCUGGGCACAGAAUUCCAUUUGGGGGGGAGGGAAA
This is a messenger RNA of Rhineura floridana, 876 nucleotides long. It is a transcript of the gene PDAP1, whose product is annotated as PDGFA associated protein 1. Bases 121 to 675 code for a protein of 184 amino acids. Gene Ontology annotation, molecular function: RNA binding. Lineage: Eukaryota; Metazoa; Chordata; Lepidosauria; Squamata; Rhineuridae. Gene Ontology annotation, cellular component: cytosol. The transcript has 6 exons. The record is from RefSeq and is a predicted model, not a curated record.